AACCGCCCACAAGGCCACACACAAACAAACAAGCGAACCAACGCCUUCUCUAUACCCAUGAUACUUGACUUGCACUUCAUCUUCUUCUUCACUCACUCACUCACAAUUAUCAUACCGUUCCACCAAACUGUUAACUGCUUUCUUUUUCUCUCUCUUUCUCUCCCUCAAUCCAUCAACUUAAAUUCUUCACUGUUGUUCUCUGCCCCCUUUCAAUCUCCAUUUUCCAGCCCAGACUGUUGUUGAUCGUUGGAUUUUGGUGUAUGGGUUUGGAUGAGUGUUGGGAAUUGAAAAGACCCCUCUACCGAACUGUUGACAGCUCUCCUUUUUUGUCUUUUUCUCUCCCUAAAUUCAUUAACUUAAAUUCUUCUCUAUUGUUCUCCGCUCCCUUUCAAUCUCCAUUUUCUAGCCCAUGUACCCCUUCGCAUUUUCCAUCUUAGAGACAAAAAUUUAGCGAUUGCUGUCUGCAGUGUUCGAUUUUGUUUUUCUGCAAAGAUAAAUCGCUAUGGAGCUCUUGGAGAUUCAACCACGCGAACUCAAGUUCACAUUUGAGUUGAAGAAACAAAGUUCAUGCUCAAUUCACCUUGUCAAUAAAUCCGAUCAAUAUCUCGCUUUCAAGGUGAAGACCACAUCUCCAAAAAGAUAUUGUGUGCGACCGAACACAGGCGUUGUUAAGCCAAAUGCAGAAUGUGAUGUCAUGGUUACCAUGCAAGCUCAGCGUGUAGCUCCACCUGAUAUGCAGUGUAAAGAUAAGUUCCUGAUUCAAAGCACAGUUGUCCCCUAUGGUACAACUGAAACCGAUAUUAGAUCUGACAUGUUUGCAAAAGAUAGUGGCAAAUACCUUGAAGAGAAAAAACUAAGAGUGGUUCUCAUUGGCCCUGCUCAUUCUCCUGUAUUGCUACCACUUAAUGGAUUAUUGAAGCAAGAUCCAUGUCAUGAAAAUUUUUCACAAAAAGAUCAAUUGCUGAGUGGAGUUGAAAACACCCCCCCAGCUCAUGUGGUAGCUAAGGAUGUAGAGGGGUUCAAAACUGCUAAAGUUACAGAUGAGUCAAGAGCAGCUAAGGAUGUGGAGUCAAGACCAGCCGAGGAUGUGGAUGAACUGAAGUUAACAAAUGAUAUUGCUAAGGAGAACUUAGCCAAGGACAUUGAGGAGUUGAAUUCAAAGCUAAAUGUAGUAGAGCUAAACCUAAGUGAGGCUAAACUUAUUAUCACAAAGCUAACAGAGGAAAGGAGCAUGGCCACUCGGGAGAAGGAAACACUUAAGCAUGAACUAGCAAUGUUGAGGAAGAAGAGUGAUGUGAGAAGAGUCCGGGUGGGUUUCCCUUUCCUGUUUGUUCUGAUAAUUGCCCUCAUCGGUAUUGCAGCUGGAUACCUUAUGCACUCAUAGAAAGAAGACUUAUUUUGUACUCUGUGACUGACUGCCUGGAAUUUUUAGAAGGAACAAGUUUUCCUCCUCAAUGAUCAGACACAGGAUUUUAUAGUCUGUUUAUUGACCGGCCCAUGCCAGAAUUGUCGACAUAUUGUGUGUGAUAUAUAGGAAUCUAGUAAAAAGUUGCUUGUUAAGAGAACUGAUCUCUUUGAAUAAAAAGAAGAGUCAGUUUGUAGAAUGACCAUUUUGAGGAGCUUUUUCCUUAUCAGGUCUAUGAAUCAUUAUGAAUUUCAUUACCACA
Messenger RNA from Vitis vinifera (wine grape), 1667 nucleotides. RefSeq names its product vesicle-associated protein 1-2. Gene Ontology annotation, biological process: endoplasmic reticulum membrane organization. Gene Ontology annotation, cellular component: plasma membrane; endoplasmic reticulum membrane. The record is from RefSeq and is a predicted model, not a curated record. Lineage: Eukaryota; Viridiplantae; Streptophyta; Magnoliopsida; Vitales; Vitaceae. The transcript is spliced from 10 exons. Bases 503 to 1384 code for a protein of 293 amino acids.